Stegastes partitus (bicolor damselfish) is the source of this 7165-nucleotide messenger RNA. RefSeq names its product zinc finger, MIZ-type containing 1a (gene zmiz1a). Gene Ontology annotation, molecular function: SUMO ligase activity; zinc ion binding. Bases 882 to 3959 code for a protein of 1025 amino acids. The transcript has 19 exons. Gene Ontology annotation, biological process: regulation of transcription by RNA polymerase II; protein sumoylation. Lineage: Eukaryota; Metazoa; Chordata; Actinopteri; Pomacentridae. The record is from RefSeq and is a predicted model, not a curated record. Gene Ontology annotation, cellular component: chromatin.
UGCACAUUUGCUUAUUUGAUGUGGGUAGCGGAUGUACGACCAUGUAGGAUGGCUGUGAGUGUUCCCGAAUCCAGAUGUGGAAGGCCGUGACCCCGGGCUCAGUAAUUUAGGGAGGAGAGGAUGAGUCAUAGAGCAUCUGACGCAGAAGCACCAGUCACCUGAGUUUCAUAUCCCCCAUCCAUAGGUCAGUGAUAGUCAUAACAAAUGAAACCAAUGCAACUGGCCUCACAGGAUGCAAAUGUACCACAAGAAAUACAUCAGUCAUUGGAAAACAAUGCUACUUUUUUCUGUUUUAUAUGCAUAUAAAUGGAACAUCUUGAGUUUUGAAACCAUAGUUUGAUUAAACAAGCAAUUUAAAGACCUUGUGCUAUAGAAUAUGGUGAAGGGAUUUUUUUACAUGUUUGAUUAAAGGAGAAAGUAAUUGUCAGAUUAAUCAAAGAGACUUUGUUGUUUCACUGAGGGAGCCUUUUUUUUUUUUGGACGUAAAUGUACUUUGGGGUUUGAAAUGAGACCAUUCAUUCCUUUGCUAAAUACAUUUCUAACUGUUAUAUACAGGGGAUAUAAGCUUUGCAGUCUGGUGCUUGUCCUUUGUAGUCUGUGACAGAACAUAAAUGGAAAAUAUCCCACGAGAACAGCCAUUUAAAGCUGCAAUAAUAAAUAUGAAAAGAAGAAAAAAAAAGAAAUGUUCAUCUCUGCAGCGAAUCUCCGUCGAGCUCAGCUUGACCACAAAUGACCCGCAAUACAUUAAAAAUAUAAUAAACGGCGUUUGUUGUUUUUCGGCGGCCACACCGGACACGGAGGUCCCACAUUUCCCACUGGAGCUCCGACAUUUUGCACCUUUAGUCAGAUCUAGCCAUCAUACUGCAUAAUGUUUGGUGUUUAUGCUGAUUCUUAUAACUCUGCCCCGUUUAAAAAUGUGUAAUUUGAACCCCACAGAAACCAGCACCUGCAGGAGAUGUCAGAGUGACUCAGCCCUGCUGUCGUCGUGGUGCGAGGAGCUGGGUCGUCUCCUCCUGCUGCGUCACCAGAAGAACAGGCAGAACGAGCCGCAGGGAAAAGUCCCCAUGCAGCCCAGCAUGAACAGCAUGAAGCCUGGCCUCACACACAGUGAUGGAUCCUUUCCCUAUGACUCUGUCCCCUGGCAACAAAACACCAACCAGCCCCCUGGGUCAUUGUCUGUGGUUACAACAGUGUGGGGAGUGACCAACACGUCACAGAGUCAGGUGCUGGGUAACCCAAUGGUGAACAGCAAUAACCCCAUGAAUCCUGGAGGUAACCCUAUGGGAUCGGGCAUGUCUGCCAGCGCAGCAGGGCUCAAUUCUCCACAGUUCAAUGCUCAACAGCAACAGUUCCCAAGCAAAGGAGGUUCAAACCAAUCGUACAUGCAGCAGGGUAUGUACGGCAGGCCUGGCUACCCUGGCGGUCCUGGGGGAUACAGCGGGAGUUACUCUGGAGGCCCGAAUGCCCCACCAGGAGGUAUGGGAAUGACCUCCCACACACGUCCUCCUGGUGACUUCACUCAGCCAGCUGCCGCUGCUGCAGCUGCUGCUGUUGCUGCCGCUGCUGCUACGGCAACAGCCACAGCAACGGCUACUGUGGCAGCUCUGCAGGAAACCCAAAAUAAGGAUAUGAACCAGUAUGGACAGAUGUGUCCAUCGUUCCAAAUGGGCCCUGCUCCAGCCUACAAUAGCCAGUUCAUGAACCAGCCAGGCCCACGAGGGCCCCCUGGAGGAAUGAAUCCAGCCAGCAUGGGAUCAGCCAUGAACAACCCCAAUAUGAGUGGGCCUCCAAUGGGCAUGAACCAGGCUCGAACCCCAGGCAUGACGCCUUUUGGAGCUCACAGCCAAAGGAUGCCUCAACAAGGGUAUGCCGGAGGACCUCGGCAGGGCAUGCCCAUGCAGGGGAUGAAGAGGCCGUAUCCCGGGGAGGGAGGUUAUGCCGGUCAGCAGUAUGGGCCAAACAGUCAGUUCCAACCACAGCAGGGACAGUACCCCACAGCAAAUGCCUCCAGACCGCUGCCAUCUCCUAACUACCCCAGCCAGAGGAUGCCAGGGCAGCAGGGCCAAGGGCAGUACACACCUGGCAUGCCUAUGGGCCAGUACUACAAGCAAGAGCCUUUCAACGGUCAGAGCACCAAUUUCUCCGGCGGUGGAUACUCCUACGGCCAAGGCAAUGGGCCUCCCAGACCCGGUAACUACCCCCACUCACCGGUUCCUGGAAACCCCACGCCCCCUAUGACUCCAGGAAGUAGUAUUCCUCCGUAUCUGUCGCCAAACCAGGAUGUGAAGCCUCCGUUUCCACCCGACAUGAAACCAAAUAUGACAGCGCUUCCGCCUCCUCCAUCUAACCCCAAUGAGGAGCUGCGACUGACGUUCCCAGUCAGGGAUGGAGUGGUGCUGGAACCGUUCCGCUUGGAGCACAACCUGGCUGUCAGCAACCACGUCUUCCACCUUCGACCCUCCGUCCACCAGACCCUCAUGUGGAGGUCAGACCUUGAGCUGCAGUUUAAGUGCUACCACCACGAAGACAGGCAAAUGAACACCAACUGGCCUGCCUCCGUCCAGGUCAGCGUCAACGCCACGCCCCUCACCAUCGAGAGGGGAGACAACAAAACCUCCCACAAACCCCUGCACCUGAAGCACGUAUGCCAACCCGGGAGGAACACCAUCCAAAUUACGGUCACCGCCUGCUGUUGCUCCCACCUGUUUGUGCUUCAGCUGGUCCACAGGCCAUCUGUGCGAUCCGUCCUCCAGGGGCUCCUGAAGAAGAGACUCCUUCCUGCAGAACACUGCAUCACCAAGAUUAAGAGGAACUUCAGCAGCGUCGCGGCCUCGGCCGGCAACACCACUCUUAACGGGGAAGACGGCGUGGAGCAGACGGCCAUUAAAGUGUCGCUGAAAUGUCCCAUCACCUUCCGACGCAUCCAGCUACCCGCACGAGGGCAUGACUGCAAACACGUCCAGUGUUUUGAUCUGGAGUCCUACCUGCAGCUCAACUGUGAGAGGGGAACAUGGAGGUGUCCUGUGUGCAAUAAAACAGCAUUAUUAGAAGGUCUGGAGGUGGACCAGUACAUGUGGGGAAUCCUCAAUGCCAUCCAAAAUUCAGAGUUUGAGGAGGUUACUAUAGAACCCACAUGUAGCUGGCGACCUGUCCCCAUUAAGUCUGAGCUACACAUCAAAGAAGACCCUGACGGACCGCUGGCCAAGCGUUUUAAAACCAUGAGCCCGAGUCAGAUGACCAUGCCCAAUGUGAUGGAGAUGAUCGCGCAACUCGGCCCUGGUCCCGGCCCAGGACCUGGACCUGGCCCCGGACCAGGCCCCAGCCCCUACCCCCCGCACCCCGGUCAGCACGCCAGCGGCAACGGGGGAGAUUACCCAGGAGCAGGCAACAGUUACCACAGCCAAGGGAACUUUGACUUUCCUCACGGGAACCCCUCUGGUGGUGGAGUUGGUGGAGGAGGUCCUCCUAUGAAUGACUUCAUCCAUGGCCCUCAGCUCUCCCACCCCCCAGAUGGACCUGGUGGUCUCCUCUCCCAGGACAAGCCUCUCAAUCACGGCAUGAAUGAUGCAAUGUCCCAUUCCGAUCAGUCCCAUAACUCCAUGCAGCAGAGCUUGCAUGCGUCUCCCCACCCUGGCAGCCAAACAGGGCCGCCCUUACAUCACAGUGGCCAAUCAGGGCAACCCUUGCAUCACAGCGGCCAAUCAUCGCAGCCGCCUCGCCAGUCGCAGCCUCAGCCGCAGCCUCAGCAUCCUGGGCAGAACAGUCACCCCCACAGCGAUCUGAACUUUAACCCCUCUUCAGAUGGGCAGAUGGGUCAGGGAGCCCAGGAUAUGCCCGAACCCUCCCUGGAUCUGCUUCCAGAGCUGGCCAAUCCAGAGGAGCUACUCUCAUACCUGGACCCUCCCGACCUUCCCGCCAACAGCAACGACGACCUUCUCUCCCUUUUCGAGAACAACUAGCCCCUCAGCCCCCUCAAAACCCUCCUGCACCUACGGGAGCCGUGAUGUGUUUAACUGUCCGUCCACAGACACUUCACCAACCUCCUAUCAACACUUCAAGCAGCUUUCUCUGCUCACGCGCACACGAACAGUUCCUCAACAGACAGUGUGUGGCGGAGGAGCGCGGCUGAAAAGAGGUACCUGCUUGUGAACUCCAAGGGAGGAAGCAGGGACGCCACUCAUCCAUGCACUCCCUUUUAAGAUUCCACACACCAGUUCCACCGCCUCAGACUCGAAAACACACCAUUUACAGCCAUGUUGGUGGGCACUAAAGUGAUAUUAUAUCUAUAUAUAUAUAUAUUAAAAUAUAUAUAUAAAUAUACAUAUAAGAUAUUUGUGACUUUUCAACUGAAAACUGUGCAGCUAUAAUCAUUAUACGUAAACAACACAGAGGAGACAGGAGCCUUGUGGGCUCUAGGAAGUGUUGUAGCUUUGUUUUGUUUUUUUGUCUUUUUUAAAAAUUAAUUUUCCUUUUUGAAAAAAGACAAGAGUCGGAGGGAAAACCAUUGUCUCGUAAGAGUGUUUUUAUCCUAUUUGAAAUGUGUUCUUCCAAAACUUUGGCGUAUGCCGUGCCCUUUGACCCCUGACUUCCCAGUGUGUGUGUGUGACAGUUGAAUAACUGGAACUCAUCAGAAUCAGAGCACUGAAAGGACAUAUUAAAAUGUCCUUGAGUGUCAACAAAGGAAACGAGCGCACAUUGUGCAAUGGUAGUGUGUGUGAGUGUGUCAGUGUGUGUGUGUGUGUCUGUAUAUAUGUGUGUGUCUGUUUACAUGUCCUCUUUUGUUUGCCUGCGAGCGUAUGUGAAAGACAGCGGGGAGAGAGAGUUUGAGACAGAGGAGGGAAGAAAAACAGUGAAUGGGAGGGAGAGAAAACAAUCGACUCAAAGAGCUGUCUCAGUUCUUUUUCUCUCCGCCCAGUCUGCCGCUGUUCUCGCGUAUUUAUUGUAACGUUCUCCUCGUCAGAUUCAGCACCAUUUUUGAUCACAAGUGCAUGUGUGCCAACGGCUCCUGUUGUCUUUGUCCAGCCUCAAUGUGCUUGAUCGAAUCAUUUUCUCUCUCGUCUUUAUAUUUAUUAUUUUAUUUCAAAGUCAUCCGUGUUUUUAUUCUCGUCUUUCUAUAUGUUUUAUCUCUGUCCCGCAGUGAAAUUAAUCAGAUACACCACAGUUGUCCUAUGCUUUUUGUAAGGGGUUGGGUCUGGAUAUUAUGUUGGUGUAACAGCAGGAUUUCAACAUCUUCAGAGGUUUUUACAUCACUGUAUUUUAUAUAUAGAUAUAUAUAUAUAAAAGAAAAAAACAUCUGUGUGACUGUACUGAUCUUUCCUUUUGUCGUUUUGUUACUGCCGUACUGCAUCCUUUUGGGAAAAAAACAUCCUGCAUGAUCCAACAGUGUUUCCAGAGCUGUUGUAUAUACCCUUUGUGAAUACGUUGUGACUGUACAGUACUGUACCUAACUAUUACUGGCAACUACAUGGUACUGUGUGUCUGUCAAAGACUACACACACUCACACACACUUACAAACACACACACACAGUCCCUGAUAACCAGUCCAAUAUUGUAAGGAAGUGAUCCAAAUGCACUCUCACUGGUCUUGUAUUGAGUACCUGUGUAUUGUGUACAGUUUUUUCCCAUUACCCUGUGACAAUGCAUCAGCGAAGAAAAAAAAAAGAAUUUUUGAAUUUCUCUGCAGGCAAGCUGUAAGUGAGUUCUUUUUAUUUUUUAUAUAUAUGUAUUGACAAAUUGGUCAGCUUUAAACGAGCUGUUUUUUUCUAUCUAAAAGAUUGAUAAUGCAGCUUAGAGGUCCAAAUUUCUCCAAAAUGUAUUUGUUUAAUAUUAUUGGAACAAGUGACCUCAUCGUCUUUAUUUAAAGUGAGAAUGUGCAAAAUGUCCUCUGGAUUGUUUCGAGGCCUGAUUUUGAGCUUUUGAUAACCAUACGUGUGUAUUUUCAUCACAUUUUUUUUUUGUUUUUUUUUAAAAAUUGUUUUAAGUUAUUACUUCUGUCCAGUGUUUCUACGACUGGUAUAAUUUGGUUUACACAGUUAUAUGCAGUACAGACAAUGAUUUUAAAAUAUGCUACAUGUUGUCGGAUAAAACAUCCCCCUCUUAAGUUUUGUAAUCCAUUUGAAGAACCAAAUUUGGCUUUGCUACUUUUUAAAAACUGUCAGAUCACCUGCAUAUAACACAGCUGAAGAAUCCAAUGUUGUUUGUGUUUGUUUCUAUGUUUGUUGAAGACAAUGCACUGCCGCAUUGGGAUGUUUUAUUUCCCUACACAGUGUGUAAUUAUAACUGUAACCUUUCACAAACUCACGUCUCGUAAUUUUAGCGACACAAUUUGUACUGUCUGAUUGCAGACAUUGGAAAUUGAGUUGAGGAUUUAAAAAGAGAACACGGUUAAUAUUGUAAAAAUGAAAUUUGGGGAAGACCCCCACCUAUUUGCAUUACAAAGGGGGAGGUUGUGGCAGAGGAUCCGGGGGUGGGGCCGGGGAUGUAAGGGAUAUUUGUAUAUAAUGUAAAUGACAAAUAGAGACACGUUAACAGAAAUGUAUUCAUUUUCUCCAGUGGGAGUGUGCAUAGUGUAUUUAGAAUUUGUAAAGCUUGCAUCCUCCUGUCAGACAUUGAAUUGGGAAAAUGAGUCUGUGUUUGAUUGCGUCUGUGCAGACCUCUCUAACCAUGCCUGUUCAUUUAUGUAAGAUACUUUAUGUGCCCCUCCACGCGGGGUUCGAGAAAAGAAAAGACAUUUUUCCUUUGUGUAAUAUUAAACUUCUGUGUAUUUCGCUAUUACCUGUGUACUUUAUAAAGGUGCUACGAAAUUAUUCAAACCUUUUGAGGUAUAAUUGGGACUUGGAGACAUCGAGCUUUGAGUGAGCUCUUAAGGGGUUUGUUUCCAAAAAUUUACAGUUUGUUAAGAAAAAAAAGAAAAAAAAAAAGUUUUGUCAAAUUUAUAAUUUUUAUGCAAUUUGGCAAAAAAAAAUAUGCUAUAAAGGUACAAUCUGAAGUGAUUGGCACAAGUGGCAGUUGUCUAUUUGGUUUUGUACAUUCUAUGUACAAUCAUUUCAUAUUCUAAACUGGUCAGAACAACAUUGUGAUUUUUAGUCUUGCAAAUCUGUAUGUAGUUAGAUGACGUGACAUCCUAAUAUUUAUCUAAUAAAUAUGUAUUCAGAUGAAACACAA